Messenger RNA from Lucilia sericata (common green bottle fly), 3087 nucleotides. RefSeq names its product nucleoporin nup211-like. The transcript is spliced from 2 exons. Bases 244 to 2886 code for a protein of 880 amino acids. Lineage: Eukaryota; Metazoa; Arthropoda; Insecta; Diptera; Calliphoridae. The record is from RefSeq and is a predicted model, not a curated record.
AAGAAAUGAAAGGUAUACAAACAGAAGAAAGUCUAAAAAUAGGGUGAAAAAAGCAAAGGAGAACUUAAUAGACUUAGCUCUAUAGGGAGAUCUACUGAGAUCUAAUUAGAGCUGUGGAAGUGAGCAAGAUUUGCAACACUUGUCAUUUGUAUUUCAAAAACUCUACAAAAUUCCUCAAUCAAUUUUGGUUAAUUUUCUUUUAAAUUGAAAAAAAGUAUAACGGUCUCAAAAUUCUCGCUAGUAAUGUCUAAAUCUUCAGUUUAUCCUCUCUACGCCAUUGAAUCGUUAACACCUCUAUGUGAACAUCAAAAAAUACCCCAAACAAUUCGCACCGUAUUUCAUCAAGAUAAACCCAUACGUUUGGUCGAACAAGCGCACCUAACGAAAAUCGGUCAAUGUUCUUGCAAUUUAUGCGAAAAACGGCACAAAUCUUUUUGUGAAUGUUUGUGGAAGGAGAAUUGUUAUGUUCGAAAUAAAAGAGCUUUAGAAAUCUCUAUUUUUAAAUGGCAAUCAUCAAAAAGUGAAGAGAAGGGGGCAACAGUUUGUAAUUAUAAUAACGAAGAGAAAUAUAAGACAAAACCUUUAAAUUUAAUGCAAAAAUUUCGUCGUGGUUAUAGAAAAUCUAAACAAUUUUGGUGGAAAACUAAGGCAGUAGAAGCUGAAGAUACUUUCUCUUGGAUUUUGGAACCCAAAGAGAAAAUGUUCUCUUCAGAAACGGAUUUAAACAGAAAAUUGCAAAUUAAAACUUUAAGAGAAGAAAUUUUAAAGAUGAUAAAGGAAAAAGAGUUAAAAUUGAAUGAAGAGCAAAGUAAAUGCAAAGAUAAGGAGUUGCAAGGUAAAAGCUCUGCUUUAGCCAAGAUACAAACCGAAAAGCAGGAAGCUGCCAGCAAAAGCUCUUCAGUUAAAAGUUUAAACAAAUCAAAUGAAGCACAUUUUUUAAAUAAAGAAGAUAAUUUGCAAUUUUUGCUAUCACCUGCUGAAAAUAAAACAAAACUUGCUGCAAUAGAGAAUAAAGCUCAUGUAGACAAAAGCUCUAUAGCCAAGGCAGCCAACCAAAGUAAAACAAUAAAGGGAAAGCUACAAACAACAAAUUCAAGUUUUCUAAAGGAGCCACAAACGUAUGUGGAAAGUAAACGACGGACAGAGAAUUUACAAACUUCCCAGAUAACUGAGCAUUUGCUAGAACAAGCAGAGAAGGAAAAAAGCUCUUUAUCUAGCUCAAAAACCAAAAAUGAGUUUAACACUAGACUAGAUAGUUUAGAAAAUGUUAAGAAAGAUGAAAGCUUUUUAUGUAGUACAAAAGCGAAAGCUUUAAAAGCUACAAAUAUGAAAAGCUGUGACCAGCGAAAAAGCUCUUUAAGUGACAUUAAAAAUUUUAAUAAAAAAGAUCGAGAUUAUCAAAGCUGUUCAUCCAAGGGAUUGUAUAAAACAAAUUUCAGAACAAAAACAAAAAGCUUUUUAUAUAAAAAACGUUCUAAAGAAAAGCUUAAUAUAAAAGAAAGCUGCCAAGAAGCAUCUAAAAGCUCUUUAUAUAAAAUUAAUGACAAAAAUCAAACAAAAGCUAGUAAAAGUAAACUUAAACAAACAAAAAGCUUUGCUGAAAAGUUAUCUAAAGAAAAACAAGUUAAUGUUAAAGCUAAAUGCUCUAAAGAGACAAAAGCAAACAGACAAGUUAAGAAAGUUAAUUCAAAAGCAGAUCUUGAAACCAAUAAACCUUCUAAAACAGAUGUAAAAACCAAAUUAACUGAUAAAAGCUCCAUAACGAACAUUCUCUAUAAAAGUGAAGAUAAAUUAAAGCUUAAAAGCUCUCAAACUGUAAAUGGAAUAGAAGAGAAAAGUAAUAUUGAAAAUUUUCAGCAAAAUGAACCAAAUUCUCGGGAAUGCUUAACUAAAUUAAACAAAAGCUCUGCUACAAAAUUUCAACCACUAGAGAAGAGUAAAACAAAAAGCUUUUCAAAAUCCAGAAUGGAUAUUCCUCUACCACAAACAAAUUCAGUUUUAAUACAUUACAUAAGAAAUAUAACUAAAACUAAAGCUUUUAAAAGCUCUGCUAAAGGGAAAGAAAUUAAAACUAAAACUAAACUUCAAGCAAAAAGCUCUGUAGAAACUAAUAAAACUUCUCAAAAAAUACCAAUAUCUUUACAAAAUGUUGAGCUUAACCAAAGCUCUUUUACAGAGGAACAGAUUAAACAGGAAAAGAGAGUACAUUUGAAAAGCUUGCGCAAUACAAUGAAAAGCUCUUUAAAGCAAACAAAAACCCCAGAGGAAAAGAAGGCUAAAAUGAAAAGCUUAAGGGAAUUUAACAUUAGUUUAAACAAGACAAAUAAAAGCGUUAAAACUUUAAGUCCCAUAACUUCAAUAAAGACCUACAAUCAUUUAAUGCAGUCGGUAGUACAGCGAUACCCCAAAAAUAUGAAGCCCAAAAUAUACACAGAAGAAAAUUUAAAAGUUUAUGAAGAAAAUCCCAAUAAAAUUAAAGCUUGCCCAGAGAAACCAGUGACCAUUGUUGAAUUUUAUAACAAAAUGAAUGCUUGCAAUGAUUUACAAUUAAACAGCUCGGAUAUAUUAAAACCAGAAUCAAAAUUAGAAAAGUUAAGUGAAGAGAAAUCUCCGAAAUUGCCGAUAAGUUCUUUAGAAACUCAAGGUAUGAAAUCGUCACCUGCUAAAAAGCCUUCUCUUAAGCUUAAACAGAAUUCAAAAUUCUAUACCAGUUCCUGCUAUUCAAAAACAUUAGAUAAAUUAACAAAUUUAGGAAAACCCAAACCGAGAAUACAAUUAAAUAAAAUACAAUUUGCAUUCGCUAAAGAUCCCUUAAAGGUGUUAGAAGAUGUGGGCUUUCAAACGUUAAAAACGAAAAGAAGGAAAACUAAAGAGAAAAAGUUGUGACAUUGUUGUAAAAGUUCUUCAACAUUUAAAAUAAAAUCAUGUUUUGGUAAUUUGAAGAGGUCUAAAGUAAAAAGCUUUAAAACUGGAAAUAUUUUGCGAUUAACAAUGCAAUAAGCAAUUAUUUAACUAAAAAGCUUUCUAAAAGCUUUUAUUAAAAAAAAACAUUUUUGAAGUAUUUUUUAAAAAGCUUCCUAAAAGUUU